AAGAACAUGGCCUGCCGGAAGAUGCUCAAUGUUAUGUAGGCAUGCUGGAAGCUGUAACCCUAUAACACCGUGCUGCGUUCAUCCUUUCCUUUGGAAGCUGUGUGUUCCGCAAGGACGUUAAGCGCGAAGCAUUAUUAGGUUCAUUGUUCAACAUGCUGCGGGCUUUAUCGAGGUGCCACGCUCCUGCAGUCCGUCUUCUCGCUCCUCGCGCCGCUGUCAUGGUCAAAACUGUCAGGGAAAGAAAAUCUCGAACAGACCCCAAGGCGAAGUCAAAAAUGGGACGGAUCAAGACCCCCCCUCCGGUAGAUCCGGUAGAAAUGGUUGUGCUGAAUGAGCGUUACACUGAAUACAAGCUGAUCUUGAGAGCCCUGAGAUUUGAGUUCAAGGAGCAGAUGCUGAGGAAGAAACAUGAAGAGAAGGUCGGUUCCGUGGCGGAGAAAAAAGCUGAAAUUGAGGCAGAAGAGCAUCGGUCACUGAUGGUGAUGAACAAUGCUGAGAACCUCAGGUUACGUAAAAUAAGAGAGCAGCGCGUUCAGGAGGAGGCUGAGGCCGCUGAGCUGAAGAAGAGAGAGGCAGCCAUCUCACGGCAGCAAGAGCUGGAGAACUACAUUAAAGAGAAAGAAAGACAGAUUCUUCUGCUGCAAGAAGAGGCGAAGGACUUCAUCACACUGGACAAUCUAGAUCAGCGGAUUGAAGAGGCUCUAGACAACCCCAAAAACUACAACUUUGCCAUCGAUAAAGAAGGACGUGUUGUCAAACGGACUGCUUUUACGCAAUAAGGAUUUCAAAAACCAAAACACCUACAGUGUGCAUAACAUAUAUAUACUGUCAGGGCCAUCGCUUAACACUGUUUGGACAGAAAAUGUUUCAAAAUUUGUGUGUGUGUGUGUGUGUGUGUAUACUCAAAAUGUCUCAAAUAUACUGAUGUCUAAA
Molecule: messenger RNA, 933 nt
Organism: Puntigrus tetrazona (Sumatra barb)
Lineage: Eukaryota; Metazoa; Chordata; Actinopteri; Cypriniformes; Cyprinidae
Gene: mrps26
Product: mitochondrial ribosomal protein S26
Exons: 4
Coding region: 153-779 (208 amino acids)
Cellular component (GO): mitochondrial small ribosomal subunit
Source: RefSeq, a predicted model, not a curated record